AUGGCUACCUUUCGCCGCUUCCGUCCUGACGACGUCAACAAGUUCUCCAAGUGCAACCUCGACCCUCUGACCGAGACGUACGAGCUGGCUUUCUACCUCCAGUACCAUGCCAAGUGGCCCUCAAUGUUCCAGGUCUGCGAGGACAUGAAUGGAAACAUCAUCGGCUACAUAAUGGGAAAGCUCGAGUCGUCGCCCGACGUAUACAAAUUCUCCGAGCAUUAUCUCCCAUGGCACGCCCACAUCACAGCCUUGACAGUUGCGCCCGAAGCCAGGAGACUGGGUAUCGGCAAGAUUCUGUCGGAGCAGCUGGAGGCCGCCGCAGACGCCAACGAUGCCUGGUUCGUCGACCUCUUUGUCCGCACGAGCAACCACAAGGCCAUCACCUUUUACAAGAGCAUGGGCUACAGCGUCUUCCGCGUCGUCAAGAACUACUACGGCGACCACGCUACGGACCCGUCGCGCGACAGCGAGGACGCCUACGAUAUGAGAAAGCCAAUGAAGAGGGACACGAAGCUUCAACACAUUAGGGACGACGGCGAAAGACACGAGGUGGAUCCAUCCGAUGUAUGGUGA
Molecule: messenger RNA, 573 nt
Organism: Colletotrichum karsti
Lineage: Eukaryota; Fungi; Ascomycota; Sordariomycetes; Glomerellales; Glomerellaceae
Product: acetyltransferase
Exons: 2
Coding region: 1-573 (190 amino acids)
Biological process (GO): N-terminal peptidyl-methionine acetylation
Cellular component (GO): NatB complex
Molecular function (GO): protein-N-terminal amino-acid acetyltransferase activity
Source: RefSeq, a predicted model, not a curated record